Molecule: messenger RNA, 306 nt
Organism: Prorocentrum cordatum
Lineage: Eukaryota; Dinophyceae; Prorocentrales; Prorocentraceae
Source: the annotation of a GenBank genome assembly
UUGGCUCAAGGCAGCCUGCUAACGGCGCCACACCGUAGCUAUCGCCAGCGCCAAGCGAAUAGGCGAACGGGUAACCCCUCCCGACGCUUUCCAUAUAGCCUUCGGCAGGAGGAUGGCCGCGGCCUCCGCGGCCCUCCGCCGCGCAGCGCUCGCCGCCGCGGCCCUCGCCCUCUCCGCCCGCGGUCAGGGCCUCCCCGGCUUCGACCGCCCGGCGUGGGCCACCGUGUGCCGGGGCGGUGCGUGCGCCGUGGAGAGCUGGCCGCUCCGGGACGCGGUGGACGAGCACCCGCGGAAGGGCGAGCCAGG